Molecule: messenger RNA, 1564 nt
Organism: Daphnia magna
Lineage: Eukaryota; Metazoa; Arthropoda; Branchiopoda; Diplostraca; Daphniidae
Product: akirin-2
Exons: 4
Coding region: 286-882 (198 amino acids)
Biological process (GO): positive regulation of innate immune response; positive regulation of transcription by RNA polymerase II
Cellular component (GO): nucleus; chromatin
Molecular function (GO): transcription coregulator activity
Source: RefSeq, a predicted model, not a curated record
GGCGAAGGCAGGCAAGCCUAGACCAGCCAAUGAGCGCUAGUAGUAGAGUCUAAUGGACGAAGCUGAACGAAAUUUCUUGGAAGGCCUAUUGGAUAUUUUAUCAGAAUUCAUCCGUUAGCAGUGUCACUCUAUUACGACGUUUUCGUGUUUCUUGUAUUUCCAGUGUUACCCUUGUGAAAUCCAGACACAUUAGUAGCCAUUCUAGAUAUCUUCGGUGUAAAUUCCAUUAAGCAUUGUCUGUUGAUCGUUUGGGAAGCUCUCAAGAAAGUCUGGGGCGAAAAGAAAAUGGCUUGUGUUACAUUGAAACGUAGCUUGGAAUUCGACCCCGUGCACAGUCCCGGUGGUCGUACCCCGAAAAGAAGAAGAUGCAUGCCUAUUUGCAUGCCUCCUACUACUCCACCAACUAAGUGCCAUGAACCUUCACCGUUUGGCGACGUUACGUCGAAAUUAACACCAGAGCAAAUUUUGGCGAACGUUCGUGAAGAAGUAAAACGCUUUCAGCGUCGUAAACAGCUAAAUUUCAGUCAUAGCCAGUCUCAUCACAUGAGUAGCCAGCAUCAAGACAGUUUGAUGUGCGAGAGCCCUACGAGUCCAGCGUCUCCUGCUUCAUGCCCUCGAUCACCUUCACCGUUAAUGGCUCUGGCUUCCUCCAAUAAUUUUGGUCAAAGCUGCUCAACUAAAGAAAAACCUUUGUUCACUUUCAAGCAGGUGAGCCUCAUCUGUGAACGAAUGUUGAAAGAACGCGAAACGGAAAUUCGCGAAGAAUAUGAUAGGGUAUUGACACUGAAACUUGCAGAGCAAUACGAUGCGUUUGUUAAGUUUACUCAGGACCAGCUACAAAAGCGUUUCGAAGCCAAUGCAGCACCAUCUUAUUUGUCAUAAGAUUCAACAGGCGCAUAAACUAAAGCUUAUUUUUUAAUAAAUUCAUUUGUUUGUUGUUUUUUUUUUUCUCGUUUCUUUCUGUUGCAAUUCACCGUAGUGAACUGCGCAAAAUUUCCUCGCUCCCUACUUUACAUAUUCCCCACGCUCUGUGCAAACGGGCAUGUAAGAGCGCGCGUAAUGUUAUCAUCCGCUUGUUUGUAUCUGUAAAGAAAAGGGAAAAUCCGCCGUAUGAUCUUCAGUGUGGUUUUGUCAUACAUUUGAAAAAUGUCGUAGCCGUGUAUUUCUUUGAAGUGAUGCUCCAAACGUUAGCAAUAGAAAACAUCCGAUUAGUUAAGAAUAAUCUCGUAUGAAACAACAUGGCUGUUGCCAAUUUAUCGUUAUGUCUGUUCUGUUCAACCGACGAGAAUUCAACCCGAGUCUCGAAGUAUUUGAAUGGAAGCAAACAGCAUUCGAAGUGAAAAGUGGACGGGUGCCAACUUCAAUCUCCUUUUUCUGCAUUGUGAAAUCAGGAGAUUCGGUCCACAGUUUACUAUCUCUCCUGCUCGGUCGAUGUCUUUAUUCUAAUCUAAUUGAAAUAACUUGGCAUUUUUAUUUCCCGUUUCUCCUAGUUUCUUUUUCAACUUUCAAGACAUUUUGAUUGCGCGGAUCGAGGAAAAACAAUACACUUGGCUACCUCUUAUAA